CCUGCCGCGCCGAGCCUCCAUACGACCUGCCUCAAGAGCUACAGGGGCCGGCCCCACUGCCUCCCGUUUGCACGGAAAGAGGGGCUGCGACACACGCUGUCACGUACGUGAACAAGGCAGGACAGUUGCGAUAGGCACAGUGAAGAGAGGCAAUGCUGGACCUCAUUAUUCUGAGCCUCCAUUUCUUCAUCUGCUUUCUCAUCUCCGUUGCGAUCUGGCGUGGAGCUAAGGAUGUGGAUUUGCACAGCUCAAGCACAGGAACAGCUGAAAUGCAGCCGGAUGGUCUUAUAUUAAUUGGCAAAGAAGAUGACAUAAAGAGGUCACAAAGAAUAACAGCCAAAGUCAACGGCAGAGAAAUUGUUGUUUUCUACCAUGAAGGGAAAUUUCAUGCGAUGGACUCUCGCUGCUACCAUGAAGGAGGCCCUUUAUGUCUUGGAGAAAUAGAGGAUAUCAAUGGUCAAGCAUGUAUUAUUUGUCCUUGGCAUAAGUUUAAAAUUACUUUGGAAACAGGAGAAGGAUUAUAUGAAGGAAUAAACCCUUUGGAGCCAUCACCAACACCACAGUGGCAAUCAAAAGGAGUCAAACAAAGGAUUCAUAAAGUCACAAUAGACAAUGGGAACGUUUAUGUGAGUCCUCCAGAUUUGUCUGUAAGCUUUGACUCCGACUAUUUUGCUGAUAAGUACAAAAACAGUGGUGAUUUAGCUAUGGAAAAACAAAGCAACUCAAGCAGCAGAGCAAGUGGUGGCCAGAAAGCGGAAUCCUGGUGAAUGCACCAAUGAAGAACCGUUGUCAUGAAAAAAAAAUGUACUGUGGCCAUAAAGAUUGUCUCCAGAUUAAAUUCUAGUGUUAAUGUUAUAUAAGAAGCUCUGCAUUGUCAGAAAUGUGACUGAUCUUGUGCCAAUGAUUUUUUUUUUUGCACUUGCAUUUCAAAAAGACUUACUUACUGCAGAGUGCUUCAUAAUAUUUGCUAUUUUAGAAAUCCUAUUUUGCUAGAAUUGUUUUAAUCUUUAGGAGGGUAUGUAGUAUAUUACUGCUUAUAAAACACGUUACAUAGUUUAAGGUAAAUAGUCAGGUGUAAAGGUUAUGUUUAUAUACUUAACAGUUUAUACUUAUAAUGCCUUUGGUAUAAAUGACAUGGAAAUUUUUAACUUUGUAGAUAUGUGGGCAAUCUCUGGAUAUUUCUUAAGUGCCACAAAGAGAAGUACAAAAUAUUUUAGUGACCUUCUUUAUGCCCAUUUGUGUAUGACUACUGUGAUUCCAUAGAAGUAUUUAUUUUCCUCCUCCUCAUUGAACUCCUUUUGGUAGUUCAUCACAUAAUGUGACAAGCAUUUGUCACGUAUAGCUUGUUCUUCCUGUUUCUGUUGGAUAAAGAAAGAAGCUGUUGGGUGUAAAAACCUGAUACAUA
Messenger RNA from Pygoscelis adeliae (Adelie penguin), 1405 nucleotides. RefSeq names its product Rieske (Fe-S) domain containing (gene RFESD). Gene Ontology annotation, molecular function: 2 iron, 2 sulfur cluster binding. Lineage: Eukaryota; Metazoa; Chordata; Aves; Sphenisciformes; Spheniscidae. The coding region runs from base 153 to 767 and encodes 204 amino acids. The record is from RefSeq and is a predicted model, not a curated record. The transcript is spliced from 4 exons.